GCACAAAGAAAAAUCAUUGUCUCGACAAUUCUUGACAGUUUCCUCUACAAUAUCAUUCUUUGAUCCGUGGGUUUCUUUGUUGUCCCGUGUGCAUAAAGGUCUCUUAGCCACACAACCCUUCAAACACUUGUUCCUACUCGUCUGGCACGAUUCGAACAAUCUUUCAAUCAACACUUGAUUCAACUGUCGAACAGUUUAACGCUUUACGAACCACCACAAUGUUCCUCAAGUCGACUCUUGUGGCAGCUGCCCUGCUCGGCAUGUCCGCCGUCGAAGGACACAUGAUUAUGUCUCAGCCCGUUCCCUACGGCAAGGAUACUCUCAACAACUCACCCCUGGCGGCUGACGGCAGUGACUUCCCCUGCAAGCUGCGUUCCAAUACCUAUCAGGUUACCCAGUGGAACACGGGAGCAGUUGGCGAGAGCAUGCCCCUAACCUUCACGGGCAGUGCCGUCCAUGGUGGUGGUUCCUGUCAGAUCUCGCUGACCACAGAUCUGGAGCCUACUAAAGACUCGGAGUGGAUGGUCAUCAAGUCCUUUGAGGGCGGGUGUCCUGCCAACGUGGCUGGAAACCUUCCGGCAAACGCUAACGGGGCGGAUCCGUUUACCUUCAACUACACCAUCCCUGAGGGCAUCUCUCCUGGCAAGUACACAUUGGCCUGGACCUGGUUCAACCGUAUCGGCAAUCGCGAGAUGUACAUGAACUGUGCCCCUCUAGAAGUCACCGGCAGCUCCUCCAAGCGCUCCCGAGUGAUGUCCAAGUUGGAGGAACGCUCAUCCACCUUCCCUCCGAUGUUCGUCGCAAAUAUCAACGGCUGCACUACCAAGGAGGGUGUCGAUAUUCGUUUUCCCCAGCCUGGUGACUACGUCGCGUACCUUGGUGAGGCCAGCAAUCUCGCCCCCGAAGGAAGCGCUGCCUGUACUGGUACUCCUACCUUUGCUGCUGCCGGUGAUACGAGCUCCGGUACUAGCUCUGGCACCAGCUCGGCAUCUAGCGCAGCUGCUGCCAUCUCCAGUGCGGUCGUCGCCAACGCAAACACUGGAUCUUACCAGUCCUCGACCACCGCGCCCGCUAUAAAUACGGCUUACGCAGCUCCCCCAGCAGCAAGCUCUGCUUCCUCCGAGUCGUACUCUGGGACCUCCUCUGGGGCUUCAUCUCAAUCUUCCUCUGCGGUGUCUUCGUCUGGCUCCAGCAGUGCUGGCACUUCAACCUCUGGUGCCCUGUCCGGUUCUUGCAGCAGUGAGGGCUCUUGGAAUUGCAUUGGCGGCUCCUCAUUCCAGCGUUGCGCCAACGGCCAGUGGACUACCGCUCAGGCCAUGGCGAGCGGCACUCAGUGCACGCCGGGCCAGAGCGACAGCCUUUCUAUCGCGAGUGCCAUGUCCAAGCGCGAUGUGACUGAGAUGCGCGCCAGACGCCGUGCCCAGGGAGGUCACCGCCACGUUUGAUCGCUCCAAACACACUAUUUCGUAACGAAUAUGAUGAUAUCAUUU
Molecule: messenger RNA, 1490 nt
Organism: Aspergillus saccharolyticus JOP 1030-1
Lineage: Eukaryota; Fungi; Ascomycota; Eurotiomycetes; Eurotiales; Aspergillaceae
Product: lytic polysaccharide monooxygenase AA11 family protein
Exons: 2
Coding region: 219-1445 (408 amino acids)
Source: RefSeq, a predicted model, not a curated record